This is a messenger RNA of Penaeus chinensis, 888 nucleotides long. RefSeq names its product elastin-like. The record is from RefSeq and is a predicted model, not a curated record. Lineage: Eukaryota; Metazoa; Arthropoda; Malacostraca; Decapoda; Penaeidae. The transcript has a single exon. Bases 1 to 888 code for a protein of 295 amino acids.
AUGCCAGGGGUCUUAUGCCAGGGGCUUUAUGCCAGGGGCUCUAUGCCAGGGGCUUUAUGCCAGGGGUUUUAUGCCAGGGGUCUUAUGCCAGGGGCUUUAUGCCAGGGGCUUUAUGCCAGGGGUCUUAUGCCAGGGGUCUUAUGCCAGGGGUCUUAUGCCAGGGGCUCUAUGCCAGGGGCUUUAUGCCAGGGUCUUAUGCCAGGGGUCUUAUGCCAGGGGUCUUAUGCCAGGGGCUUUAUGCCAGGGGCUCUAUGCCAGGGGCUUUAUGCCAGGGCUCUUAUGCCAGGGGCUCUUAUGCCAGGGGUCUUAUGCCAGGGGUCUUAUGCCAGGGGCUCUAUGCCAGGGGCUUUAUGCCAGGGGUCUUAUGCCAGGGGUCUUAUGCCAGGGGCUCUAUGCCAGGGGCUUUAUGCCAGGGGCUCUAUGCCAGGGGCUUUAUGCCAGGGCUCUUAUGCCAGGGGCUUUAUGCCAGGGGCUUUAUGCCAGGGGUCUUAUGCCAGGGGUCUUAUGCCAGGGGCUUUAUGCCAGGGGCUUUAUGCCAGGGGUAUUAUGCCAGGGGUCUUAUGCCAGGGGCUUUAUGCCAGGGGUUUAUGCCAGGGGUCUUAUGCCAGGGGUCUUAUGCCAGGGGUCUUAUGCCAGGGGCUUUAUGCCAGGGGUCUUAUGCCAGGGGUCUUAUGCCAGGGGUCUUAUGCCAGGGGCUCUAUGCCAGGGGCUUUAUGCCAGGGGCUCUAUGCCAGGGGCUUUAUGCCAGGGCUCUUAUGCCAGGGGUCUUAUGCCAGGGGUCUUAUGCCAGGGGUCUUAUGCCAGGGGUCUUAUGCCAUGGGCUUUAUGCCAGGGGCUCUAUGCCAGGGGUCUUAUGCCAGGGGCUUUAUGCCAGGGGUCUUAUGCUAG